GGCCUCCUCUCCACCAAGCGCACGGCCAGCCUUUUCGCCUUUUCGGCCGAUUGAUCAUCGAUACCCUGAGCUCAGCUUGAAACGCUAGCCCUUCCAGGUUAUCGAGCCGAAGGGUCCCUCGCCCGUUUAGCUCUUGGCAAAUGCAUCAUUUCUCACCGGCACGCCCAUUAAAGAAGGCCGUUACGCUUCUCAUGCAAGCCAUGCGAGACCCGGCCGUCUGCAGACCAACGCAUAACAGUCGCUAGCCACGCCAUGCAGAAGUCGACCGAGGCUCGAUGAUUGUUGACCGAAGAUCUCAUCGACUCACCAUCUUUGUCUGCUAAGAAUAUCCAUCAUGGCCUGGGGGGAUCUUGCGGUGGAGAGUCAAACUCUCAGUCCACUACCCGCCAACCUCAAGAGUGGAUUGACCGCCAUCACCCUCCUCGCCUUCAUCUCCUUCUUCGCCUCCUGCGCGCUCUUCUUCUAUCUAUCCUUCAAGAUACUGUCAUGGCAUUUCUUUCUCAGGGACAGACGCGCCAGCGAAGUUCAACCGACGGGUUCGUUCCAGAGAGCCGUCGACUUCACUUUGGGAAUCGACGGUAUCUUUACUGAGGAGAACGACAACAACAAUGCCGACGGCCAAGCAGCUCAGCCUAAUGGUGCACCAGUACAGCAUACUCCAAAGCAUCCCAACCAGUUCCUCAUCCUGAUCGUCAACCUUCUCCUUGCCGACAUGCACCAGGGCGUGGCAUUCUUCCUCAACGUGGAAUGGCUACGCAAGAAUGCCGUCGACGUUGACAGCCCGACGUGUUUCACCCAGGGCCUGUUUGUCUCUCUCGGCGACUUGUCUUCGAGCAUGUUCAUCACGGCGAUUGCUUUUCACACGUACUUUGCCGUCGUAAAGCGACGCCGCGUGCGACAAAAGGUUCUAUACCUCCUCAUCGCCAGCAUCUGGGUCUUCGUGUACGCGAUAUCAUUCCUUCCAAUCGCCGCCACUCGCGGUGGAGCUGAAUAUGGAGGUUUCUUCGUCCGUGCAGGCAGCUGGUGCUGGAUGAACAGGAAGUACGAAAACCUGCGACUUUUUACUCACUACCUCUGGAUCUUCAUCGCCCUCGGGGUUACAUCACUACUAUACAUCCUCAUCUUCCUCUCGAUUCGUCGUCAGGCUCAAUCCAAACGCUCUAACAAGCCCGACGAUGACGCCGACUCUACCAACCAGCUUAGAUUGGACCACAACCCAGCCUUCCUUAUCUACCCGGUCAUCUACGUUCUCUGCACCCUCCCGCUCGCACUUGGUCGAAUUGCAACGAUGGCCGGAGCAAAUGUGCCGCUGGGCUACUUCUGCUUCGCGGGUGCCAUGAUUGCAUCCAACGGCUCUUUCGACUGCCUCCUCUUCGGCACAACUCGUAACGUCAUUUUGUUCGCGUCCAAGUAUGAAGUCGAUACCGCAGACCUCGGCCUGAAGACCUUUGCCUUCAUGAAAACUCCUACGAACCGUCGCUUCGGCAAUGUCAUUUCCAUCCAGGGAGGCCGACAAAAAAGCGAGGAAAGCGAUUCCGUCGGCGGAUGGUGGACAUGGAAGCAUCGAGGAGGAGGAUCAGACCCAAGAGGUCGAAAAGGAAUGACCAGGACAACCAGCCAAGAAUCUCUGAGGGGGCCGGCUAUUCAUAUGGACACCGUCACUUCCGUAGUGGUGGAAGUAGACGACUCAAAGGACCGUGAUCCGCGGUAUCCAAAUCCGCCGGCGAGUGCGAGCCCAUCGGUAAGUAGCACGGAGAAGGACUUUCCGAGGAUAAUAAAUAGAAACGCUUAGAGUAGAAUUAUAGUAAUGAUGGAUGAUGAUAUGAAUAGAGGCAACUAGAGGGCCGC
This is a messenger RNA of Ilyonectria robusta, 1848 nucleotides long. RefSeq lists its product as uncharacterized. Gene Ontology annotation, cellular component: plasma membrane. Gene Ontology annotation, biological process: adenylate cyclase-activating G protein-coupled receptor signaling pathway. Gene Ontology annotation, molecular function: G protein-coupled receptor activity. The coding region runs from base 335 to 1792 and encodes 485 amino acids. The transcript has 2 exons. The record is from RefSeq and is a predicted model, not a curated record. NCBI's taxonomy places the organism in Eukaryota, Fungi, Ascomycota, Sordariomycetes, Hypocreales, Nectriaceae.